Messenger RNA from Drosophila biarmipes, 1981 nucleotides. RefSeq names its product amidophosphoribosyltransferase. The transcript has 3 exons. The coding region runs from base 236 to 1879 and encodes 547 amino acids. Gene Ontology annotation, biological process: purine nucleotide biosynthetic process; purine nucleobase biosynthetic process. Lineage: Eukaryota; Metazoa; Arthropoda; Insecta; Diptera; Drosophilidae. The record is from RefSeq and is a predicted model, not a curated record. Gene Ontology annotation, molecular function: amidophosphoribosyltransferase activity.
GAUGAUGAUGAUCGGAGGUUUAAUUAGGCGAGGCUGUAACAUGAACAUUCAUAAUUCCGCUGGCAUUCAAUCAAUGCAGACGUGAACGAUUCCAGUGAUCAAGUGAUCGACUUAGGCGGCGAUCUCGUGCAAAGUGAACAGUGUCUCAAUCCCACUCAACACCGAUUCCCACAAAAGGUGCCACACAAGAAAAUAGAUACUCAGAGCGUAUAAGUAAUUAAAGUCCAGGAAAACCAUGGCGCAAAGUGAUUCCGGAAGCUGCUGUGCCAAGCUCAAUAAUGAUGGGGGUUGCUGUCAGAAGGCAAAGGAUGUGUCUUCGAAGGACAUAUCGCCAAAAGUAUUUCCCGACAAAAUCUACAAGUCCGUUCAGCCAAAAGGAGAGGAUGCCACGGGCAUGACCUGCGAGUGCGGAGUUUUUGGAGCCAUCGCAUGCGGGGAUUAUCCAACCCAGCUGGACAUAGCACAAAUGAUCUGCCUGGGUCUGGUGGCCCUGCAGCAUCGGGGCCAGGAGUCGGCGGGAAUAGUGACCAGCCUGGGGAAGAGCUCCAAGAACUUCAGCGUGCACAAGGGCAUGGGCAUGAUCAACAAUCUGUUCAACGACGAGGCCAUCCGGAAGUUGAAGGGCAACCUGGGCAUAGGACACACUCGAUACUCCACGGCAGCAGCCUCGGAGGUGGUAAACUGCCAGCCCUUUGUGGUCCACACGGCCCAUGGAGCCCUGGCGAUCGCCCACAAUGGAGAGCUGGUGAACUGCGAGUCCUUGCGGCGGGAGGUCCUGGAGCGAGGAGUGGGCCUGUCCACGCACAGCGACAGCGAGCUGAUUGCCCAGUCCCUGUGCUGUGCUCCCGAGGAUGUGUCCGAGCACGAUGGACCCAACUGGCCGGCCAGGAUUCGCCACUUCAUGACCCUCGCUCCCCUCUCAUACUCCCUGGUGGUGAUGCACAAGGACAAGAUCUACGCCGUGCGAGAUUCCUACGGAAAUCGACCUCUUUGCCUGGGCAAAAUAGUCCCUGUGGACGCAGGACAUGCGAAUAUCAAUGACCAACUGGCCGAAGGUUGGGUGGUCAGCAGCGAGAGUUGUGGCUUCCUCUCCAUUGGCGCACGAUAUGUCCGCGAAGUGGAGCCGGGCGAGAUCAUCGAGCUGUCCAGGAAUGGCUAUAGAACCGUGGAUAUCGUCGAGCGACCGGACUACAAACGCAUGGCAUUCUGCAUCUUUGAGUACGUCUACUUUGCCCGCAGCGAUUCCAUGUUCGAGGGCCAGAUGGUCUACUCAGCCAGGCUGCAGUGUGGCCGCCAGUUGGCCAGGGAGUUCCCCCUGGAUGCGGACUUGGUCAGCUCGGUUCCGGAAUCGGGCACUGCAGCUGCCCACGGUUAUGCCAGGGAGUCGGGACUGCCCUUCGGAGAGGUCCUGUGCAAGAAUCGCUAUGUGGGCCGCACCUUCAUCCAACCCUCGACAAGAUUGCGCCAACUGGGCGUCGCCAAGAAGUUCGGUGCCCUGGCUCAAAACGUGGAAGGCAAGCGGAUCGUCCUGAUAGAUGACUCCAUAGUAAGAGGUAACACCAUUGGACCCAUUAUCAAGCUCCUGCGAGAUGCCGGAGCCACCGAGGUGCACAUUCGCAUUGCCAGCCCACCGCUGCAGUAUCCCUGCUACAUGGGCAUCAAUAUUCCCACUCGGGAGGAGCUCAUAGCCAACAAACUGAACGCGGAUCAGCUGGCCGAUCACGUGGGUGCGGAUAGUCUGGCCUACCUGAGUGUGGAGGGUCUGGUGAAGGCCGUCCAGAUGAACAAGGCCCAUGUGAAUCCCCUGAAAGCUGGCUACUGCACCGCCUGUCUAACGGGCGAGUAUCCUGGCGGGUUGCCCGAGGAGCUCAGCUGGUAGACUCGCAGCUUUCAAUUCUCUCUUAGGAUUAAGGUAGUUCCUAGCUUGAGUGUAUAUAUACGAAUACAUAUUUUAACUUCGGGUCUUUGACCCAGCACAAAA